GCGGGGUGGCUCCUCUCGUGGCUGCCAUGUCCUCCGAGGUACAUUUUUCCAUUUCUCUCCCUAUUUUUUCCCGAUAGAAAAAGAAAUUAUUUGGAAAAUUAGAAAAUAGGAAAAAAUGCGGAAAUUUCUAGUUACCCUUUUCAAUGAUGGAGAGAAAUUUUCUAUUUACAUUGAAUGCGCAGCCAUUUUUUAUGUAUAAAAUUACAAAUUGGAUCGUUAAAGAAUGAGAGCGGAUGGUUGUUUCUAGGGAGGAGGUGGUGACUGCAUCCAAGCGGGGCGGAACGGCAGCAACGGCGACCAUCAGGCCGCGGUGUCAUCGACCGGCGACGGCCUGAUGGUGGCGGAGAACCAGGUGGCCAAGCUCAUGGAGGAGGACAUGGGGUCGGCCAUGCAGUACCUGCAGGGCAAGGGGCUCUGCCUCAUGCCCAUAUCGCUCGCCACCACAAUAUCCUCCGCCACGUCCCACCGGCCGAGGAGCGCCCCGGCCCGCACCCGCAACCCGGCCGCCCUUGGGCCCGGCGGCGAGGGGCCCCCCGCCUCCCCCAGCGUGUCGGUCCUGACCGUCCAGUCGGUGGCCCUCGGCAACGGCCUCGACGGCAGGUCCGGCAAGGAUGCCGCCUCCGUCUCCAAGCCGCGAUGACCCGGGCCGGGUACGGAAACACGGACCGGAAAGUUGG
Messenger RNA from Syzygium oleosum, 677 nucleotides. Its product is annotated as bHLH transcription factor RHL1-like. The transcript has a single exon. Lineage: Eukaryota; Viridiplantae; Streptophyta; Magnoliopsida; Myrtales; Myrtaceae. The record is from RefSeq and is a predicted model, not a curated record. Bases 335 to 640 code for a protein of 101 amino acids.